GGAAUUUGUGGUGCUUACACUGUGUGACGAACAGGGAGACAUCACUGUAAGAGUCUCACAAGACAUUUCCCAAAGACUACAAAAUGGUGAGUAAACAACUAAAUUGCAUUCCAACAAUCUGGAUAUGAUUUUAAAUGAUGUAAAUUAUUUUUCAGAUAACAGUUUAGCAGCUGCACUUAUGCAGCAAGCAAGGGCUGCAACAAAUGCACAAGUCCCUUUAGAUCUGUCUUCAGAUGCUAGGCCUGCUCCUGAAAGGCCUGCUCCUGAUGAAAGACCUGCUCCUGACGAAAGGCCUGCUCCUGAUGAAAGACCUGCUCCUGACGAAAGGCCUGCUCCUGAUGAAAGACCUGCUCCUGACGAAAGGCCUGCUCCUGACGAAAAGGCCUGCUCCUGAUGAAAGACCUGCUCCUGAUGAAAGACCUGCUCCUGACGAAAGGCCUGCUCCUGAUGAAAGGCCUGCUCCUGUAAGGCCUGCUCUUGUAAGGCCUGCUAGAUCCCAAGCUGGCACUCCUCACCUGGCAUCCCCCUCCAGCCGGUCAGAACACCUUGAGGCAACACAAGAUUUCACACACAACACCAUACUGCUGCUUUUGGACCUGACAAAAACACACCAACAGGUGUACUAUCACUCCAAACCCGGUUAUAACAAAAUUCUACAACGGCAGUUCAGCAAGGAGGGAUACAGUUUCUCCUCAGACAAAAUCCGGAAAAAACUCAACAACCUUUUGACCACCUACAAAAGGGCCAAGGACCGUUGUACCUCAACAGGAGAGGGGAACAUAACGUGGGAAUAUUAUGGGAUAAUGGACAACCUGUUUGGGAGGUGCGGUGUUGGGAGCGCACCUCCAGGCACUCUUGUUUCCACCCCUCUAUUACCCACUGCCUCACAACCAUCCACCACACUGCCGUGUGCCUCUGAGGCCCAGCCUGGUCCCUCCAUGACCCUGCCCACCACACUGCCGUGUGCCUCUGAGGGCCAGCCUGGUCCCUCCAUGACCCUGCCCACCACACUGCCGUGUGCCUCUGAGGCCCAGCCUGGUCUCUCCAUGACCCUGCCCACCACACUGCCGUGUGCCUCUGAGGGCCAGCCUGGUCCCUCCAUGACCCUGCCCACCACACUGCCGUGUGCCUCUGAGGGCCAGCCUGGUCCCUCCAUGACCCUGCCCACCACACUGCCGUGUGCCUCUGAGGCCCAGCCUGGUCUCUCCAUGACCCUGCCCACCACACUGCCGUGUGCCUCUGAGGGCCAGCCUGGUCCCUCCAUGACCCUGCCCACCACUCAGCCGAGAUCAAUCCGGUCUCGAGUCUCCCAUCCCUCCUUCUACGACCUGUAUGAGGCCCACUCGGAGAGGAGGACCAGUGCACUGGAGACACUGGUGCGGCCAGAACAGGAGCGCCGGAGAAGGCUGAAGGAGAUAAAUAGGAGGAGGUUUGAAGCUAAAAUGUUGACUGCGAUGGGAGAAGUUGUUUCCCAGUUAAAGUCCAUUGGGAGCCAACAAGAGCGCAUCAUUGAGCUUUUGCAGGACAAGCCCAAAAUGCCAUAAUUUCCCCCAC
Messenger RNA from Gymnodraco acuticeps, 1554 nucleotides. RefSeq lists its product as uncharacterized. NCBI's taxonomy places the organism in Eukaryota, Metazoa, Chordata, Actinopteri, Perciformes, Bathydraconidae. The record is from RefSeq and is a predicted model, not a curated record. The transcript has 4 exons. Bases 234 to 1544 code for a protein of 436 amino acids.